Molecule: messenger RNA, 730 nt
Organism: Odontomachus brunneus
Lineage: Eukaryota; Metazoa; Arthropoda; Insecta; Hymenoptera; Formicidae
Exons: 5
Coding region: 75-425 (116 amino acids)
Source: RefSeq, a predicted model, not a curated record
CGAUCGAGUCGUAUCUGCGCGAGUGUCAUUAUCGGUGAGUGAGUGUUCGGAAGCACGAAGGAGACAGGAGCUGGAUGCUGGGUCGGGAAGCCAGGACGGAGGACGCAGGAUACGGGCAGCGAUAUAUUUCCAGAAGUCAGCUGUGUUGGAUGUUAUUUCACUUGGACAGAAUCAACGACGGUGGACCUCCGUGUUUCAACAUUCUUCCGAGCAUAUGGUUGACAACAAGAUCGAGAAUCUUUCUACCGGUGUAUCUACGGAGACACAUCAAUGACCCGAAACGAUCAACUGGAGCUUAUAGCGACACAGCGAGUGCGGUUUCCAGGAACUGCAGUUGCCGUGGAUGCAGAUACUGUACCGGAGGAUCCGGUUCGGGCCGAGCAGGAUUGGCUCGAAGAUGUGUAGCAGAACGUAGCCGAUCCUGAGUUCCCGAUAUAUCGCAUAGGAGUCGCGUACGCUUUUCGUUAAAUCGCCCUGCGCCAUUGAAACGAACGCAGUCACGAGUGCAGUGAAAUAAAGUGAAAUGAGAGAAGAGCGACCGACGUGGGACCGAUAGCUGGGUGCUGAGUAGCAGUCAUCUGUCCUGGACCUGGAUAUUUGUCGCAGGAUAUCGACGCACGAGUUGGUGAGUGUAUAAUUUGAACGCUCACGAAGCGCUAUAUUACGUAGAACUUUGAUCUGAAAAUCGCAUUGAUUGCCAAUUAAAGUAGUUACCGCGUGCAAUUUAUCC